Molecule: messenger RNA, 4358 nt
Organism: Parus major (Great Tit)
Lineage: Eukaryota; Metazoa; Chordata; Aves; Passeriformes; Paridae
Gene: ANAPC10
Product: anaphase promoting complex subunit 10
Exons: 5
Coding region: 93-650 (185 amino acids)
Biological process (GO): anaphase-promoting complex-dependent catabolic process; protein K11-linked ubiquitination
Cellular component (GO): anaphase-promoting complex
Source: RefSeq, a predicted model, not a curated record
AUUAAACUGACUAUGCAAACAAUCAAAAUCCUUUCAUUUUCCCAUCAAGCUAAAAAUGCGUCAACUAACUCACUUGUUUUCUCUCACUAGAAAUGACUACCCCAAACAAGACCCCACCUGGUGCUGAUCCAAAGCAGUUAGAGAGGACUGGUACUGUUAGAGAAAUAGGCUCACAAGCAGUUUGGUCUCUUUCAUCCUGUAAGCCAGGGUUUGGAGUGGAUCAGUUACGAGAUGAUAAUCUAGAGACUUACUGGCAGUCAGAUGGAUCACAGCCCCAUUUGGUGAACAUCCAAUUUAGAAGAAAAACAACAGUGAAGACCUUAUGUAUUUAUGCAGACUACAAAUCUGAUGAAAGUUACACUCCAAGCAAAAUCUCUGUCAGAGUAGGAAAUAAUUUUCAUAAUCUCCAGGAAAUCCGGCAACUGGAAUUAGUGGAGCCCAGUGGCUGGAUCCAUGUUCCUCUAACAGAUACUCACAAGAAGCCCAUUCGCACCUUUAUGAUCCAGAUUGCUGUUCUCGCGAAUCACCAAAAUGGAAGAGACACUCACAUGAGGCAAAUCAAAGUGUACACUCCUGUGGAGGAGAGCUCCAUUGGUAAAUUUCCCAGAUGUACAACAAUUGACUUCAUGAUGUAUCGCUCCAUCAGAUAAAAUGUCCUCAUGAGGAAUAAUAAAGACACUAAGAAGAGAGAGGUAAUUGAGUGACCAGGACCUUGAGGAACUCCUGUUGUAACGAAGGACAGUACCUGUGUUUUGACUAAGUCAUGUCUGUGUGUCUUCUUAGUACCACAGUGUAAAUAAAAAAGGCAGAUGGCAGGAGAAGGAUAAAAGAGGUAUUUGCUGCUCCUGGUUUCUGAAAUGGAGAACAGCAAAACAUUUAUGUUUUGUUUAAAUUCGCAUAGGGAAUCUCUGGCAGAGCUGAAAGUUGAAGCCUUAUCAUCACUGUCUGUCUUCUCUUUUCACUGUGAAGCUGAUAUUUGGAUAAUGAUCCUGUUUCAAAGACAAUUUUUUCAGUAAUGCAAUUUCUGGAUGUAAUUCCAUUUAAAAGUUUAAACUGUACUUUGGGUUUUGCUUUUCUGGUUUAAUGUGUGGGGGAGAUGCUUUUGCCAGCACUCUUGACUGUUGAUGUACCACUGAAACUCUUCAGCUGAGCCUCAGUGCUUGUUCUUGCCUCCCUGAAGUAUCUUACUGGUGGUACUUGUUUUUCUUCACCUGUGUCAAAACAAUUUAGGGAAGUAAUUGAAACAUUAUUUAUGCUUGAAAUCUGUUUAUAUGUUAGAGAGAAACAGAUACUGAGAUUGCCAGGACUGAUUAGCAAAAAUUCAUGAACUUGGGCAUAAUGAAUGAAGUGAUGGAAGAGUCUGAAGGACCAUGGAGAGCUACUGGAUAUUGGGGAGGCAAAUUGUUGCUUCACCUAAUAGAGCAAGCCACAGCUCUAGGCAGUAGGUAAUUGCUUGAAAAAUCCCCACUUUUCAUACAGCAGUGGCCACCAAUAAUUGUAAUUGUCUUGUCUCAAGAGCUGCAAGUGAAACAGGUGCUCAGGCAAUUCAUGUCACCUUGAAGUGAGUCAGGGUGAUAGGACAGCCUCAUUAGAGCUGAAUUGCAUUACACACUAUAAAGAAAGAAGGAGAGUCAGAAGGUACUCUAGUAAACUUCUCAGGAAAUCCCAAAGACUUCAGCCAUUUGUCAACCAUAAAUAUGUGUCUUUGCUUCAAAAUGGUGAUUGGGUUUUCCUAUAACCUGUAUUUUCAGGAUGGGUUUGAUUAGUAAUAUAUAGAAGAGUUCAUUCCUCUGCCAGGCCUAAGUAAAAGAAUAAAUGGUCAUUAUAGCGUUACUGUGUUUUGCUGUGUAAAUGAAUUAUGGAGCGAAUUUUUAUUGGAUGUUUUUCUUGAAUUUACCAGUAAGCUCUGCACCUUUAGGAGAAUGUGUCUGAAUUCUUUGGGAUCACUGGAUGACCCAGACUGAGCUCAGCAUGUGCUUGCCUGCAUGGGGGGGAAGUAGAGGUGUGGGGCUCUGAAGAGCCCAUGGUUAUAGCAAACAGUGCAGUGCAGUGCUUUCAGAGCCUAACUUGUUUAAUUCCUGGUAACCUUCGCACUCUAAUUCCUAAAUGUUGUCAUUCUAUGUUAAUGGCUAAUUAACACUGAUGCAUUGAUUAAAAGAAUGCUUUGCAUUCCUUUGCAUGCAUACACAAAAAUAACCAAUAUUUAACUAUCACAUUACUUCUUUAAUUAAAUGCAAUAGUGGGUUUUUUUUGCUGGAGCAUGAGAUAAUAAUCUAAAUGCAAUUAAAAUGUUCAUAAUAUCAAGACUAUGUCCCUCUAAAGAUGGGGUUGCUGAGGCUUCCAGGCAAAGGUAUUGGGUGGUCUGCUGUUGGUUUGGAAUACUUAAGUGUUCUGGUUUAGAUCAGAAAGGUGUUAAGGUGCUUUUAUAAAGCUGCAUAAAGCAUCAUUAAACAUUGUUCAUGGAAGCAAAUUGAAAGUCAUUCUUCGCGUGACUUCUUUGCCGUAACUCCAGGUUGACAUUUCAAUGGGCUGUUUUACGUCAGCCCAACAAUUGCCUGUGACAGUUUCUCCAUUUGCACCAAAGAAUAAACCCCUCUUGCAGCACUCAACAGUAUUAGCGUGGUUUAGUUUAAUGGAAGAAUGGGGAAAAAAAAGCCCUGAACCCAAAGCCCAGGUAAUGAAAAUUAUGCUGAUACUUGAUGCUGCCAGAAGAUAUAAUCCAGACAUAAUUUUAUAUGAAGUGAGAAAGUAAGUUUGGGAUCACUGGAAACAUUAAAUACCUGAACUCUGAUCCCACUGAAGUGAAUUACUGCUCUUAAUUAUAAAUAGCUAUAUGAUUAUAAUGAUAAUAAUUAUAAAUAACUCUAGGGGAACAGUUUAGCCAAUAUUUAAUACUCUAAUUUAAGGAAAUUAAAUGGGAUCAGUGACUUCCCAGUUAUUUAGAUAUAAAGAGGCAAACCUGGAGCAGUUUUGGAAGUUUCUUUCUCAAAUGCUUCUUUCAAUUUACAAAAUUAGGAGUGAAUUCCAUACACAUGCAAUAUAGUAUGAACAUGUAAUUUGUUGAAAUAUUUUACAAUUAGAAGGUAAAAAUUCCUUGUAGAAGAUGAAAGCAUAAGAGCUCUUUCAACAUUUCACUUUUUGUAUAUUUAAUAUUCUUUGGUAUAUGACUGAUACUGUGUAGGUGACAAUGUCUAGCUUGCAGAAUGAUCUAAACAAAAUUCCUAAUGGCUGUUUUAUUUCAAUAUUUACCACAUUUUUGUACUGGCAUAUGAUCUGUAAUGUGAAGCACCAGAGAGGGAAGCUUCUAUAAAUGAUUCUCAUUAACCCUAGAAAAAACAUUACCAUGACAAGCAAAUAAUUUGUGACAAAGUAAUGUCUGGGCAUUUUAAUUAGAAAACACAUCAGGAAAGGAAUUGUCUUGUUCUCUGCAUUUGUGCAUUUCCUUUAAAAAGGUAUUUCUCUCUUUGCUUAAACUGACUAGAAAUUUCAAGUAAAAGGUAAGCUUACUGCUCUUUUGCAGAGGUUUAACCUGUUUGUCUACACAGCUGCUUCAGGUUGCUCUCCUGUUGCCAGUGAAAAUCAGUAUAAAAUAAAGAAGUGUUCAUUCUGGUGCUUCAGAGUAGAAUCUUUAAUCUGGGGCACACAUCUCUGAAGACAAUUUCUAUUAGGAACAAAUAAACCCAUACAAUCUAAUCUUUCAGUUGUAUUUAAUUGAAUCUUCAUGUUUUGGUUGGCAAAAUUUUUUAUUUUUUUUUUAUUAUAAUUUUUUACAAUGCUUUUAUCUUCAAAUGCAGUGUAAUUUUUAAUAUAAUACCUACUGCUAGGCCAGGAUCUCGUGAUCUCUUGUAUUCAGUAUUAAAGCUUAUUCUGCUUUUAGUUGAGACUAGACUUAAAUAUUUCAGAUGCUAUACUUAUCUGUUCUGUUACUAUUUCCCAUUAUUUGGCAGUUGACAGGAGAGAAUUACAGCACUUUGUAAAGGUGCAUUUUCCAUUGGAAAGGCGUGAGUGAGACAAAGUUUUAAACUGAAAUCUUACUGAAAGUUUCCAGGUUACUGUUAAUAUUCUAGCAGAGGUAGCUCAUCUCUCAGUACAAGUUAUGUAUAUCUAAUGAUUUUCUAUCAUUAAUCUAUUGAAAAACCAGGAGUCUUUAUAGUCUGUCACUUCUCAACUAUGUCUCAAGUUAUUCUAAACCUACCUAGUAGGUAGAGAUGUAAAUCUCAGUGGGAGCGCAUGUGCACAGAUGUUGCUGUAUCCUACAUUCCCAAUUCUACUUUAUUUCCAUGCUCUGAUUAUUCAAUGUAGUUUUUUAAGGCCUUAAAAUAAAGCAGUGAGGUAAGUAAUAAAAAAAAUUAUUUUUC